UAUAUCACACACAUUCAUAAAAUCAUCACACAUCAAUCCUAGCUACUUUAUACACUCUCAUCAAUCAAGAAACCCUAAAUUCCACCUCUCUUUAAAUUUUUGUAGCAUCCCAAUGGAAUCCCAAAAGUGCAUUAUUUUGUGGGUUUUGUUGAUCUCGAAUUUGAGCAUAGUGUGCUUGGGAAAAGAUGCCACGUUGGAUGAGAAAGUUAGAACACAAUGUGGGUUCACUAGGUAUCCUACGUUGUGUGUCCAAACCUUGACAGGGUCAGGGUCAAGUGUAGAUCUCUUGUCUGUCCUUGUCAACUCCACCAUGUCCCAAACCAAUUUGCCCAAUUCCAAUUUCGAAGUCCUAAGCUCCCAUUUCAUCUCUCCUCAAGCUCAACAAGCCCGAAUCGCCAUCGACUACUGCCACGACCUAAUGAGCAUGUCGCGGAAACGGCUCAACCAAGCCCUGGACGCCUUAAAAAAGUCGCCCGAGAAACACAAGGACGACAUCCAGACGUGGCUGAGCGCCGCCCUCACGUUCCAGCAGACGUGCAAGGACUCGGUCGAGGCCCAUGCCAACUCAAACGCAUACGUGGAAGAGAUAACAAAGAAAAUGGACUUUUUGUCUGAACUAGGCAGCAACCCUCUGGCCCUGGCCAACCGGAUCGUCGUCGGGAAGUCUCCGGCCCCCAGCCGGAAACUCCUCGGACGGGAGAAUUUUCCGAGGUGGGUGUCCGCCGGCGACCGGAAACUGCUCCAGAGCACGGCGAUCAAGGCGAAUGCGGUGGUGGCGAAGGACGGGAGCGGCCACUACACGACGGUGUCGGCGGCGAUCGCGGCGGCCGGCGGCGGCAGGUUUGUGAUUUAUGUGAAGGCGGGGACUUAUAAUGAGAAGAUUAAUACUAAUAAAGAUGGGAUUACGCUAAUUGGGGAUGGGAAAUAUUCUACUAUUAUCACCGCCGCCGGCAGCGUUGGCAAAGGCGGCUCUUCUCUUCGUGGAUCAGCUACCUUUACUAUUACUGGCGACGGGUUCAUAGCGCGGGACAUCGGGUUCCAGAACACGGCGGGGCCGAACGCGGAGCAGGCGGUGGCGCUAACGAUCGCGUCCGACCGGUCGGUGCUGUACCGGUGCAGCAUCGCGGGUUACCAGGACACGCUGUACGCGCUGUCCCUCCGCCAGUUCUACCGCGAGUGCGACAUCUACGGGACGGUCGACUUCAUCUUCGGCAACGCGGCCGCAGUGUUCCAGAGCUGCGGCCUCUACCUCCGCCGGCCCCGCGGCGGAGGGGCCUACAACGUGAUCCUGGCGAACGGACGGAGCGACCCGGGCCAGAACACGGGUUUCUCCGUCCAGAACUGCCGGAUCACGGGGGCCGCGGACUACUCGUCGGCCCAGAAGUCGUACCUGGGCCGGCCGUGGAAGGCCUACUCGAGGGCGGUGGUGAUGCAGUCGAACAUCGACCGCGCCAUCGCCUCGAGGGGGUGGGUGGAGUGGCCCGGGGCGGGCGGUGGGACCUACAAGUCGUUGUAUUUCGCGGAGUAUGCCAACAUGGGGGGCGGCGCGGCGACGUCGGGCCGGGUGGGGUGGGCCGGGUUCAAGGUGCUCGGGGCCGCGGAGGCGGGGAAGUUCACGGUUGCGAAUUUCAUCGGAGGGAACUCGUGGCUGCCGUCGACGGGGGUGACGUUUGAUUCCGGGCUUUGAAGGUUAUUUGGUUUUGUAUAUAAGUUGAAUGAAACCAAGUUAAGUAAAAAAAAAAGUGAUGAUGAAUUUCGAUUGAUGUAUUUUUAAUUUGUUAGAAAUGGUGAAGUGAUUGUAACGUGUAUCUUGAGAAUAAUAUGUAAAUGUAAAAUGCAUCUUUGAUUUCGAUGAA
Molecule: messenger RNA, 1856 nt
Organism: Salvia hispanica
Lineage: Eukaryota; Viridiplantae; Streptophyta; Magnoliopsida; Lamiales; Lamiaceae
Product: putative pectinesterase/pectinesterase inhibitor 54
Biological process (GO): cell wall modification
Molecular function (GO): enzyme inhibitor activity; pectinesterase activity
Source: RefSeq, a predicted model, not a curated record